AUGUCAAAGCGUCGCAGAGGUGAGGAGGUCCAGUCCGAUGCGCCUUUUUCAAAACGACGCCGAGACUCGACUGGUGGUCCCGUUGACCGCCUGUCUUCGUUGAGCAAUGAGCUUUUGCUUCAUAUCUUGUCGUUUCUUCCAAUUUCAUCUCUCGGUGUUUGUCAAAGAUUAUCCCGUCGUUUUAAUGCUCUGAGCGGAGAUUCGGAGAUCUGGAAAAGACAAUAUUAUACCCAAUGGGUACGCCCUCGAGCUCGCCGCUUGGCAAGUGCUAGACGGGCUAGCUCGACCCUUCCAAAUAAGACGGAAUAUUCCCCCAAAGUAUCAACAUGGCUAGGUCACGGUCAUCUGGCUAGCAAUGUAAACGGGAAGGCCACGAAUUGGAAAGGCCAGUACCGUCUCCGACAUAAUUGGUCACGGGGAGUUUAUCCGCCCAAUCUAGCCAAACUAUGCGCGGGAUUCGUCUUUACGGCGGACUCUGCACACGGUCUUCGGGUUUGGGCCGCAAAGGAUCCGGCAAUUUGCCUGGCAACGGCCCCGUUCUCGGAGCGGAAUGAGUCUUCUAAGAGCUCUCCGACUGCUUUGGCUGUGUGUGACCUGCAAGAAGCACAAGAAGUCGUCGUGGGGUUCGAGGACGGACAUUAUAAACGUUAUAUCAUGAAUCCCGAAACGUCUCAGUUGGAGCUACGGUCUUCCCAUGCGGGAUCUAGUCAAGGGGCUAUUACUGCGAUGGCAUUAUCGUCGCCAUAUAUCUUAAUGGUGUCGCAUGAUAAGAUAUUGUCUUUGCACUGCCUCGAUUCUGAGCAGCAAGAUUCAGCGCAGCCGGGAGAAGUGUUCCAUUCACAGGAACUUGCAUCCCUGAAAGCAGACAAUAUGAUUGCACCGAUGACCCUUUGUCUUCGAAAGUCGACUUUUGAAAUUGUGGCCACCAUCGUGUAUAGUUUCCUCCACAUUGGAUGUGGAUGGUCCCUGGGUAUACAGGAACUGCAUUUUAGCAAAGAUGGUCAGCAGCUUGAGUCCCGACUUACAAGCACUGUUGAUUCACAAUACGGCAUCGGCCCAUCACGAAAUCUAGCACCAUCUGUCCGGCGACGCCACUCUGCUACAGCUGAUCCUGAGCCACUGGGACAUUCAAGUGCUGAAACCCCAGCCCUGCCAUCUAUCUUGCAUAAGCAACCGCCAACUUCGAUGUCCUACUCUCAUCCUUAUUUACUCACCUCGCAUGCGGACAAUACGUUGACCAUGUAUUUGGUGGUUUCCAACUCCAGUGAAUUGUUCGUGCGAGGAGGCCAGCGCCUUUGGGGCCACACAUCUUCCGUUUCUACCGUACAGGUAACGAAUCGUGGGAAAGCGAUUUCUGUCGGCGCUCGAGGGGAUGAAAUCCGCAUCUGGGAGCUUGAGAUGGCCAUUUCAUCCCUGGGUACAAGUCGGCCGUUCAACGAAGAAAGCAGCAUACAGGUUAAUCCUGAACACGAACACAAAGAGGUAGUGGAAGGCCUGGGCCUGGACCUGCGUGAUGACUACUAUACAUCUACACCGACACCGACAGUGAGGAGUCGUCGACGAGAGAUCGGUGGGUUGGAGCUAGAUUCAGAUUCUGACAGGGCGCAAGAAUCUCCCACGCUCGGCCUUCAUGAAUGUGUUGGAUUUGACGAAGAGCGAGUUUUUCUCCUCCGAGAGAAGACCGUUGGUACACAGCUACUGGAAUGCUACGAUUUCACGUAG
Penicillium manginii is the source of this 1722-nucleotide messenger RNA. RefSeq names its product WD domain protein. The record is from RefSeq and is a predicted model, not a curated record. NCBI's taxonomy places the organism in Eukaryota, Fungi, Ascomycota, Eurotiomycetes, Eurotiales, Aspergillaceae. Bases 1 to 1722 code for a protein of 573 amino acids. Gene Ontology annotation, molecular function: protein binding. The transcript has 3 exons.